AUGUCGCACGGAGCGGGGCUGGUCCGCACCACGUGCAGCAGCGGCGGCGGCGGCGGCGGCGGCGGGGGCCCGGCGGGGCCCCGGGCGGGCGCGGGCGCGGGCGCCUCGGAGGGGCUGGUGGACCCGGUGUACCCCCGCACCCACGGCGCCCUGCUGAAGGUGGCGCAGAUGGUCAGCCUGCUGAUCGCCUUCAUCUGUGUGAGGAGCUCCCUGUGGCUCGGCCAGAGCGCCUACCGAUACUUCGAAGUGGUCACCAUCUGCAACCUCAUCAUGAUCCUCGCCUUCUACCUGGUCCACCUCUUCCGCCUCUACCGCGUGCUCACCUGCAUCAGCUGGCCCCUGUCGGAGCUCCUGCACUAUCUAAUCGGCACCCUGCUCCUCCUCAUCGCCUCCAUCGUGGCCGCCUCCAAGAGCUACAGCCAGAGCGAGCUGGUGGCCGCCUCGAUCUUCGGCUUCCUGGCCACCUUCCUCUGCCUGGCCAGCGUGUGGCUGUCCUACAAGGUCUCCUGUGUGACCCAGUCCACCGAUGCAGCCGUCUGA
Pipistrellus nathusii (Nathusius's pipistrelle) is the source of this 540-nucleotide messenger RNA. The record is from the annotation of a GenBank genome assembly. NCBI's taxonomy places the organism in Eukaryota, Metazoa, Chordata, Mammalia, Chiroptera, Vespertilionidae.